AUGGAUACCUCGGGUAUUUAUGAUGGUGGGCGCUUCCAACUGCCGUCACGGGAGGAGUAUGACUAUAACCCUCCCUCCUGCCGCUACAGCUGUGACACCGAGCAGGUACGGAACCCCAUACCCGCUUGUGCCUCUGUCGAACACCAUAGUAAGGGGACUUUACUGCCCUACGAUCUACCUCCCUGUCAGUACUCGCGCCCUGUUCAGACACAGACCCAGGACCAGGAAUACCUGACAGGCCAGGGUCGUGUACAGGACAACUACCAUCCAGGAGACAGCCCAGUAGUGGACGGAGAGUCCCCGGGACACUUUCCAUUCUCCUGGAUGAGGAACUCCAGAGUUCACUCGUAUCAAUCACUCCCAGGUGAGCAGGCUACUUUAUUAUUAGAAUAUUUUUUUAUCAUCAUAAUUGUGAAAUUGUUCUCUGUUGAUUUUUAUUAGGCCUACAGUUAUGCUUUGAAGCGAUUUUGUGUCUUACAGGUGAAAUUAAAUGGGAGAUGAGGGAGCAGAGCAAAGGUUUCACAAAUAAAAUAAAUAGGGUUAUACUAUAAGAGUAAAAAUGCAUACAAAUCGAGAUAAAUUAACUGAAAAAAAAUAACGACAUACUUUGUAACCUUUUUAAGGUGGUUAUUCCGAGAACCCAGACCAACACAAGCGGAGCCGCACCGCGUACAGCCGGGCUCAGUUAUUGGAGCUGGAGAAGGAGUUCCUCUUUAACAAGUAUAUCUCCAGGCCUCGCAGAUAUGAACUGGCCACCACACUCAACCUGACGGAGAGACAUAUUAAAACCUGGUUCCAGAACCGGCGGAUGAAGUGGAAAAAAGAAGAAACGGAAAACAAAACUCUGACCACCACGAACCGGAGUCUUCCAAUAACAAUUGCUAAAACGUUUGGAGCAGCAUGUGACCCUGGGUUUGAAAACCAUGCCGGAUAA
Molecule: messenger RNA, 934 nt
Organism: Coregonus sp. 'balchen'
Lineage: Eukaryota; Metazoa; Chordata; Actinopteri; Salmoniformes; Salmonidae
Source: the annotation of a GenBank genome assembly